GGCCUCGUAAUUUUCAUCAGCCAAACAAAGAACAAUGGAAGCCAAUACUCUUCUAAGAGCUUUGAAUCCUUUCAAAAUCAGGCCAAAAUUUUGUGGGUCAUUCACAGUUAGAUGCUCUUCCUCUUUUUCCUCUAUCAAGAUUCCCACUGGGGAAGAAAUGGGGAAGAGAGCAUAUGAUGGACUGUUGUUGGAUGCAGCAAAUACACUUCUGCAAUUGACCAAGCCAGUUGAAGAGACUUAUGCUUCCAUUGGCAAGAAAUAUGGGCUGACAACUUCUCCAGCUGAAAUAAAGCAAGGUUUCAAAAGAGCUUUUGCUGCUCCAUGGCCAGAAAAUCUUCGUUAUCAGGAUGAUGGCCGACCUUUCUGGAAGCUUCUUGUUGCUGAAGCAACUGGUUGUAGUGACAAUACCUAUUUUGAAGAAGUAUACCAGCACUAUGCAAGUGGUGAGGCGUGGCAUCUUCCAGCUGGAGCCUAUGACACCAUAGUAGUUCUGAAACGUUCAGGAGUCAAACUGGCCAUUGUAUCCAACUUUGACACCCGGUUGAGGAAGAUAUUGAAGGAUUUAAAUGUGUUUGAUCUAUUUGAUGCCGUCAUCGUCUCUUCAGAGGUUGGAUCCGAAAAGCCAGAUAUUAAGAUAUUCAGAGCUGCUUUAGAUCAGAUAUGUGUGGAAGCAACAAAAACUGUUCAUGUCGGAGAUGAUGAAAAGGCUGAUAAAGGAGGAGCAAAUGCUGCUGGAAUUGACUGCUGGCUAUGGGGUGUAGAUGUGAAGUCAUUUGCGGAGAUACAGAACCGCAUUCUAACAGCGCCAUAGCUUUUUGGGUAGUGGCUCUUCCAUCUGGAUGGUAGAGCUUGACUACAUCCAACUAUUACUUUUAGGGGGAAGCUUCAAAAUACUGUUGUUUUUGGGUGAUCACUACGUCAUCGAUUAAUCGUCUAUGCUUCACUUUUAUAGUGUAAAGUUAGGUUGUAGGGGCUAACUUUUAAUAAGCUUCAUGCUUGGAGUUCUGCACAGUUGUACUGUAAUUAGACCAUGAUAAUAAGAAAAACAUCCAUGAGCACUCAAAA
This is a messenger RNA of Lycium ferocissimum, 1065 nucleotides long. RefSeq lists its product as uncharacterized. The coding region runs from base 35 to 811 and encodes 258 amino acids. Lineage: Eukaryota; Viridiplantae; Streptophyta; Magnoliopsida; Solanales; Solanaceae. The transcript is spliced from 10 exons. The record is from RefSeq and is a predicted model, not a curated record.